GCGGGGUUAAAGGGAGGGAGCGUGCAGUUGUGGAUCAGCAGCCCCUGCCUCGCUUCUCCCAUCCCAGGCAGGUCUGUGCAACCAGUUUUUGCUCUUUGUGAAACAUGCACAAGAUUGGAUGAUAGGCCUCAUCCUUCUCAAGAUGGCAGUGCCCACAAGUGAGUACAGUAAAGUGCCUGGGGAUGCCCAGCUUCCGGGCGGAGCGGCACCAUACGGGAACUUUCCCGAUUACUCUCGCUUCCACCCACCAGAGGGACGCAUCCGGCUCCUGCCCAGCGCGUUGCUGAGCAAGCUGUUCCCUAACCCGCGUGCAAAGCCCCUUUUGGGGCUGGAUGUGGGGUGCAAUUCGGGGGAGCUCAGCAUCGCCCUGUACAGGCACCUCCUGGGGCUUCAGGAGACCCAAGCCUGCCAGGAGCGCCUGAACGAACUUCGCCUUCUCUGCUGCGAUAUUGACGCUGGGCUGAUCGAGAGAGCUAAGCAACAGAGCCCCUUCCCUGCCUCUAUUUCCUACGCCGCCCUUGACAUCAUGGACCCCGACGCAAGGGAGACGCUGCUGAGCUCCUACCUGGGCAGCUUUGGCCGCUCCACAUUUGACAUUGCCUUCUGUAUGUCCGUGACCAUGUGGAUCCACCUCAAUCACGGGGACUGUGGCCUGGUGACAUUCUUGUCUUACCUCGCGUCUAAAUGCGCAUACUUGCUCCUCGAACCCCAGCCGUGGAAAUGCUACCGGUCCGCUGCCCGGCGCCUGCGGAAACUGGGCAGGCACGACUUUGACCACUUCCGAUCCCUCUCCAUCAACGGGGACGUGGUUGAGAGGAUCACCCAGAUCUUGACCGCCGACUGUGCCAUGGAACUGGUGUCUUGCUUCGGAAGCACAAGCUGGGACAGGAGACUCUUGCUAUUCAAAUCAAAGGAGGCUAAUCAUCUGGUGUGACGGAGGACUGGAGAGAAAGGGGAGUGUUCUGGGCGAGGCUAAUUGUUCUGGGACUGCACUGAAAGUGGGGUAGGGAGGAGGGGUUCUCAAACCAUCGAGCCCCAGAGCCCACUGGAGAGGUAAUGAAAAUUACGGAGGCCCACCAGUCGCGAAAUGGCUGUUCAGGGACAAAGCCAGUAACGAAACGGUGGCAGGUGGAGGCAGAGCCCGUCCUAAUCAGGUGGCAAUUAGUGACAUCAUUUUCAUCAUCGGAUAUCUAAACCCACACUAGAAAUUUUCAGAUACAACAGUGAUUUCCUUGUGGCAAGG
Messenger RNA from Lacerta agilis (Sand lizard), 1243 nucleotides. RefSeq names its product BCDIN3 domain containing RNA methyltransferase (gene BCDIN3D). Gene Ontology annotation, biological process: negative regulation of pre-miRNA processing; miRNA metabolic process. The record is from RefSeq and is a predicted model, not a curated record. Gene Ontology annotation, cellular component: cytoplasm. Lineage: Eukaryota; Metazoa; Chordata; Lepidosauria; Squamata; Lacertidae. Bases 119 to 934 code for a protein of 271 amino acids. The transcript is spliced from 2 exons. Gene Ontology annotation, molecular function: O-methyltransferase activity; RNA methyltransferase activity.